CCAUGCCACUGCCAACCAUUAACUUCAUAACACCUUCUACCUCAUACGCAUGGCAAUACUACAAUCAUGGCGCGUGGCAAAGUUUCCUUCUUUCUCUCUCUUCUUAUUUUACUCUCUGAAAUUUCCUACUUCAACUUCCUCUAUGAGCCGUUGAGAGUAUUUCAGUUUGGAUUUACCCUCCAUCUUCACAACAUUCUCUGUUCAACUCUGUUCUCUCAUUACUGUUUUUAAAUACUAUUUAUUGUUCAGUGUCCCCAUUUAAAGUUUUGGCCUUUGCCCUUUAUGAUGAUCCAUUGAUCAAAUUUAUGUAUCUCUUUCUCUCUCUACAACAAGAUGCUAUGUUUCUUCUUCUCUGGACUCACCCUCAUUCUCUUCCAAUUGUUUCACUACCAACAAUUAGUGAGAGGUGAAGCAUUAUAGUUUUUGUUUUGAGAAAAAUGCAUUGUGGGGCUUCAAAUAAGUGAUAGAGAUUUGGUAGCAAGAAAUGGAGCAAACGCGGCGCUGGCACGACGUGUUCUGGUUAGGAACAUUUGUUAUCCAUUUGGUUGGUUUGGGUUUGGUUCUCGGGGUUUUAGGCCUAAAUAGGUUCAAGCAAAAGAACAGGCUUGACAUUGAUAAGUACACCUACCGGUUCAUGGAAAAUGAAGCUGGUUUGACGGAGGAUUACUGGCCGCUUUAUGCAGUGGCAGGAGGCAUUGGAACCGCCCUUGGAUGGAGUUGGUUGUUGCUGUUAGGCUCACGCGCUACCCAGAUGAUGAAAGUGUCUGUGCACAUCCUCACCACUUACCUUGCAGUGAUCAGUGUUUUGUGUUUCUGGGCUGAGCAGUUUUUCUGCGGCGUUGCCUUUGCUAUUGGGGCAACCUUACAGUUCUUGUAUGUGAUUUCUGUCAUAGACAGACUACCAUUUACAAUGUUGGUUCUGCAAAAGGCUGUCAAGAUGGUAUGGAAUCUUCCUGAAGUUAUGAGAGUGGCAUAUGCAUUUAUGCUUGUUGUGCUUUUAUGGAUGGCUUUAUGGUCAUUUGGAGCUGCUGGUGUUGUGGCUUCAAGCAUAGGUGAUGGUGGACGCUGGUGGCUUCUUGUGGUCCUCUCUGUAAGCUUGUUUUGGACAGGAGCUGUGCUAUGCAAUACCGUGCAUGUCAUAGUGUCUGGGACUGUGGUUCGUGUUACUAUCCAUGGUGGUAGAGAAGCUGAGUCAAAUCCUGCUAACUCCUUAAUGAAAUCUUUACAGUAUGCUUUAACAACAUCUUUUGGCAGCAUUUGUUAUGGAUCAUUAUUCACAGCUGCAAUUAGGACACUGCGAUGGGAGGUAAGAGGAAUCCGGUCAAAGAUUGGCAACAAUGAAUGUUUGCUUUGCUGUGUUGAUUUCCUCUUCCAUCUUGUGGAGACUCUUGUCCGAUUCUUUAACAAGUAUGCAUAUGUUCAGAUUGCAGUUUAUGGUAAAAGCUUUAACCGAUCUGCUAGAGAUGCAUGGGAGUUAUUCCAGUCAACUGGAGUUGAAGCAAUUGUGGCGUAUGAUUGUUCAGGUGCUGUGUUGCUAAUGGGGACCAUUUUUGGGGGCUUGAUAACUGGAACUUGCUCUGGCGUCUGGGCCUGGAUGAAAUGGAAUGAUAGGGCUUUUAUGAUUGGGUUGACAUCUAUGCUCAUGGGAAUGGUAUUGGUUGGAAUAGCUAUGGUGGUGGUGGAAAGUGCUGUUACAUCCAUAUACAUAUGCUAUGCAGAAGAUCCCUUAUUGAUUCAGAGAUGGGACACUGAAUUUUUCAACCACAUGUCUGAGACAUUGCACCAAAGACUUCAGCAUAGAAGUUCACGUGCGAGGGAAGUUUUAACCCACAAUCAGCUUGAUUCACGUAUUGGAGAACUCUCUUCUAUUUGAGGAAUCUCUUGAUGGUACACUACAAUGUCAAAUCCUUUAGUUUUAGGCUUUUUGUUUCAUUUUGUGGCUACAUGGUAACAGGGUAACUUUACAUUACAAGUUUGAAAUGGGCAUUUUGUACUUCUAAGAUAGCGAAAGAAAAAACUGUUCUUGGUUAUUGGCAUAAAUCAAUAUACUUAAUGUGCUCUACAAAAUGUACAGUUACUUGCCAAAGGCAUGUUUUAAAAUUUCCACAUGAUUACAUUUCAA
Molecule: messenger RNA, 2122 nt
Organism: Vigna radiata var. radiata (mung bean)
Lineage: Eukaryota; Viridiplantae; Streptophyta; Magnoliopsida; Fabales; Fabaceae
Product: CTL-like protein DDB_G0274487
Exons: 7
Coding region: 485-1873 (462 amino acids)
Biological process (GO): transmembrane transport
Cellular component (GO): membrane
Molecular function (GO): transmembrane transporter activity
Source: RefSeq, a predicted model, not a curated record